Messenger RNA from Rhipicephalus microplus (southern cattle tick), 639 nucleotides. RefSeq lists its product as uncharacterized. Lineage: Eukaryota; Metazoa; Arthropoda; Arachnida; Ixodida; Ixodidae. The record is from RefSeq and is a predicted model, not a curated record.
AUGGCUAAGGAGGCUAGGAAGACCACGAGUGAGAAGCAAACAGGGGCGCCAUCACAAACAGGAAGCCAGCAAUUGGAGCGUAGAAGGGUCCUAGUGGUGGGGGAUUCUAACGUGACCAAGGUUAGAGAUGGCGUCUUCAAGACAGUGAAGGAAGAUGGGAGAGUCAGGGUGGAGGCACAGUCGGGGAAGAGCAUGGUGGAUGCACUGGCAAAAGCUCAGGAGGUUGUAGAAAACAGCAUGGAGGGCGAAAAUCUGGUCAUUAUUCAUACUGGGCUAAAUGAUGUGUUGAAGGGCAAGGAUCAGAACCUUCAGAGAAAGCUAGAGGAUGAGAUGCGUAAGCUCCGUAAAGCCUCUGGGAGUGUGCAUGUGACCAUAUGCACAGUCCCAGAGGUCGGGGGGCAGCCUCGUGUGAUUGGAAGGAGGGUAGUGGAGGCCAAUUGUGUGAUCAAAGGUUUGAGCCGGCAACUCGGAUACAGCGUAAUCGACGUUUACCAAGACGUGUACGAGCCCGGCGCUCGCCCCUUUGCACAGGAUGGCAUUCACUACAGUGGUGCGACGGGCAGGAGGGUCGGUAACAGAAUGGGUCGCCAAGCCAUAGCUUUUUUAGGGAGACGCCGAGCCCUGAGGCCAACAGAGUGA